CCCGAUCCCUCACACCUGACAUCGGAACACACGGCGCUGUCCGCGCACUGCGUCAGAUUGAGACAGCAGCAUCACAGUGAUUCCGCGGGGCUCACAGUCAAAAUGGGGUUCGGACUUUGUAUCCUGGCGUUUGUUGUCUACAGUGUUCACGCUGCGCCUGACAACUCAAGUUGUGGUACUAAAGGAGACAUAAUAUUCCUAUUGGACAAUUCGGGUAGUAUUUCCCAAUCGAAUUUCGAGCUCAUGCUGGAUUUUGUGAAAGACGUGGUUAAGAAGUUUGCAGUGGACCGUAACCAGGUACAGUUCGGCCUGGAGACAUUUGAGACCGGGGUGCGGACGGAAUUUAAGCUGAACACUCACAGCAACAGACAGGAAGUGCUAGACGCCGUGGACAGGGUGUCCUAUGUCGGUGGGGGAGGGACUAACACAGGGGAUGCCCUGCAACAUAUCAGAGAGAAGUCAUUCUCUAAAGCGUUCGGUUACAGACAAGGGGUGCCAAAGCUGGCCAUAGUUGUCACAGACGGCGUGUCCUCCUCCAAGAACCGCACCAAGGAACAAGCUCGCCUGGCUCACCGCGCCGGUAUUACGCUGAUGGCGGUGGGUGUGGGGAAAAACACAGACCAGCAGGAGCUACAGGACAUCGCCAGUGACCCCGACUCCAAGUACUUGUUCCACAUCGACACUUUCGUGGGGCUGAAGAUGAUAGAGAGCAUGCUGGCGUCAUCUACCUGUACACAACUCAAAGGACAAGCAAGUGAUUGUGGCAAGAAAGGAGCAGCCGACAUUGUAAUUUUGAUGGAUUCUAGUGGCAGUGUAGGGGAAGAAAAUUUUGAAUUGAUGAAGGAGUUCACCAAGAGCAUCGUAGACGAGUUCGUCAUUGGUUCAAACGCUGUACAGUUUGGAGUAGUGAUCUUCAGCACCCCGGUCACAGGGGCAUUUAAAUUGAACCAGUACUCCAAAGCUGACCAACUGAAAGCAGCAAUUGAUGAAAUCGAGUUCCAAAAUGGAGAAACACAUACAGGAAAAGCACUCGAAUAUUUGCGAACAAAGGCUUUUACCGCUCAAGAAGGUUACCGAUCCGAUCCCAACAUCCCAAAGAUCGCCAUUGUGAUCACGGACGGUCACUCCACUCACAAAGAGAAGACCCAGGAGGAGGCGAACAAGCUGAAGGAGCAGGACGUGGAGAUCUACUCUAUCGGCGUGGGCGACGAGGUGGACAAUGAGGAGCUGACCGAAAUGGCCAGCAACAAAAACAUAUUCAGGGUGGACACCUUCACCGCUCUCCAGCAUCUCAGACCACUGCUGCUAAGGCAGGUCUGUGAAGCAAAAAAUACUUGCCUGGGAAAAUCUGACGUUGUUUUCUUACUGGACUCCUCGUGUAGUGUUGGGGAAGACAACUUCAGGAAACUGAAGCAUUUUGUCAGUGACGUCACCUAUAAUCUGUACAUUGAUAAAAACGGCGUUCAGAUGGGGGUAGAGACCUACGAAUGCGAGGUUCACACAAACUUUGAACUGUUGAGAUAUCACAAUAAGGUUAAGAUGCAAACCGCCAUCAACAACAUGGAGUUCAAACCAGGCGGCACCGACACGGGCGAAGCCAUCAAACAUAUGUGGACAAGGAGUUUCAGUUCUGAAUACGGGAACAGGGACAAUGUUCGUAAGAUUGGCGUAGUUAUAACUGACGGCGACUCGAAGAACAAGGCGUCCACGUUUUAUGAGGCCCACAAGGCACGAGAGAACGGCAUCACAAUGGUAGCCAUUGGAGUGGGCGAUAUGAACGUGGAGGAGUUAAAGGGAAUCGCUAACGGCACGGACUUCCUGUUCACCACCAAGUCGUACGACACCCUCACAGACCUAACACAGACGCUGACCAACAUGGCGUGUCAAGCUUGAACAGAAUUCGAGAGAAUUAAUGUAAAAUUCAAAUAAAACAAAUUAAAAUGGUUGAAACUAUU
Magallana angulata is the source of this 1955-nucleotide messenger RNA. RefSeq names its product cartilage matrix protein-like. NCBI's taxonomy places the organism in Eukaryota, Metazoa, Mollusca, Bivalvia, Ostreida, Ostreidae. The record is from RefSeq and is a predicted model, not a curated record. Bases 103 to 1893 code for a protein of 596 amino acids. The transcript has 11 exons.